UGGCCGCUAAAAGAUACAUCAUAUUUUUUUUUCUCUUCUGCUAACCAAAAGGAUUUUGUCACACCCAGUUGUGACACACAUACAUAUAUUUUUUUUUAUAAAUUUAGUUUAACAACAAAAAAAAAAACAAAAAUGAAAUUAUUUUUAUGUGCCAUUGCUGUGACGCUCUGUGUGGCAGCGACAACAGGCGCAGCUGAGUUCGAGUGCCCCAAGCCGAAUGGCCAGUUCGCGGACGAGGUGCAAUGCGACAAAUAUUAUGUCUGCGAUGAGGGCGUGCCCAAGGCGAAACUGUGCCCGGACGGCCUGGUCUUUGAUCCGCUCAAUCGCAAGAUCAACAAAUGCGAUCAGCCCUUCAACGUGGACUGCGAGGAUCGCACAGAGCUGCAGGAGCCCAAGUCCACCAAGUACUGUCCAAGGAAGAACGGCUUCUUUGCCCAUCCGGAGGCGAGCGUUUGCAACAUUUUCUACAAUUGCAUUGAGGGCGAUGCGCUGGAGAUGAAGUGCACCGUCGGCCUGCAUUUCGAUGAGUAUUCCGGCACCUGUGUCUGGCCGGACACCGCCAAGCGUGAGGGCUGCGGCGAUCCAGAGAAGAAAUCGGAGAGCGGCUUUGCCUGCCCCAAGGAUCAGCCGAAGACUGAUGCGCGCGGCCAGGUGGUCACACAUCCCAAGUAUCCGCAUCCCACUGACUGCCAGAAGUUCUAUGUUUGCCUGAACGGCGAGGAUCCGAGGGACUUGGGCUGCCAGCUGGGCGAGGUCUACAACGAUCUGACCGAGAUGUGCGAUGCGCCCGAGAAUGUGCCCGGCUGCGAGGACUGGUACAAGGAUACCGAUGACAAGAAGGAUUAAGCCAGACGUUAAGCCGCGUGCCACCCGCCGAUAAAAAAUAUAUCAACAACAACAAAAAAAAAAACAAAGCAAAACAAACAAACACGCACUGCCACCCAUCCCUGCGCGCGUCUACUGCAGAUACCCAAAAUACACCCACACACACACACACACACACACACACACACGCACAGUUACACUUGGACAGACCGAAGGACUUACGGAGCUGGAGCCGGCGCCUCCGGGCACUGGCUGGACGCGCGUUGUAGUCACUUAAACAUAGUAGUUUCUAGCUUAUUCCUAUAGCGCCUUUGAGUAGCACUUCAAUUUCAAAACAUCUCGUUCUGCGCUACUCGUUACUUGCUACUCGUUACGCGCUACUCGUUACUUGCUACUCGUUACGAGCUACUCGUUGCGAGCUUAUCGUUACGAGCU
Messenger RNA from Drosophila novamexicana, 1260 nucleotides. Its product is annotated as protein obstructor-E. The transcript has 4 exons. The record is from RefSeq and is a predicted model, not a curated record. NCBI's taxonomy places the organism in Eukaryota, Metazoa, Arthropoda, Insecta, Diptera, Drosophilidae. Bases 133 to 846 code for a protein of 237 amino acids. Gene Ontology annotation, molecular function: chitin binding. Gene Ontology annotation, cellular component: extracellular region.